Plasmodium fragile is the source of this 3108-nucleotide messenger RNA. RefSeq lists its product as uncharacterized. NCBI's taxonomy places the organism in Eukaryota, Apicomplexa, Aconoidasida, Haemosporida, Plasmodiidae. The record is from RefSeq and is a predicted model, not a curated record. Bases 1 to 3108 code for a protein of 1035 amino acids. The transcript has a single exon.
AUGAAAACCGCGCGAAGGCGCCUGGCCAAAAGAAUAACCAGCUUUUACAAAAAUGUCGACGCAAAUACUCCCCUUUUCGCCACCAAUUUGCUGCUUUACCAAUUCGAGCGGGACUUGAUAGUCACCCUUAUGCAGACAUAUAAGAGGCUACUGAAAAAGCAUGAACAGGAGAAGACACGAUUCCACGAGGAAUACUUGCUAAUUUUUAAUUAUAUAAUUUUUUCCUACUUCAAUUUUGUCCUCUCCGAGUUAAGCCAAAAUAAUACCCCCCACUUUGACAUUGUCUACGAUUUGAGCAAAUCCACAGGUGAGACCACUCCCCUUUUAAACGCAAGGAGGUUAACAAAAAGGGCGAAAUGCAGCGUAUACAAGUUGAAAAGGCUACUCACCGGGAAUGGUACACAUGGCGGUUUGGGUCACAUCUCGGGGGGAACUCCUCAUUCAUAUAGCCAAGGAGAACAAAAUGAAACAUCAUAUGAAGAUUAUCAACCAGGGGGGAGGAGGCAUAAACACACAAUUGGGGAAGAAGCACAUAAGGGAAAAGAGAAACGUGAAUGGAAUAGGGACAUCAGUGAUGAAGGCUAUCAGAACAGGGUCAAUCAUUGUGGAAGUAAAUCGUUGGGACGUGCUGGUGGGACAUAUGGAAAGGUCCACAUUAGCGACAAGGGUGAAAGUAGCUACACUGCAAAGUGCAUUACGAAUACGUCUUUGCACAAUUACGCCUCGAGACGGUUCCCAUUCUGUGCAUCCACAGCAUGCUCUGAGGUGGGUGAAAGUCAGUUCGUUGAGCAACUCAAAAGAUUAUAUGCACACGUGCAUUACUGGGGGUGUCUGAUGCAGCUAAAUGUGAGAUGCAGACUUAGCUGGCAAGUAAGCAAAUUAGCAAGUGAAGAAAAAAACAUCUAUGAAGGAAUCUACAAAAAUAUUUACUACUUAUUUAAACGUAUGAACCGAAUGCAUUUUGAAAAUAUUCAAAUGAUAAAUAAAAAAAAGCAGCAGCUGUCCAUAACCCAUAACUGCGAAAUGCAAGAUCUUAUAAAUGCAACUAAGGUAACCAGAGUGGACAAUGCCGAGGGCACGAAGCAAAUUAAUGACCUCGUCUUUAAGCAUAUAGCUGAGAAGGAAGCUCUGUGUAGACACGCGGAACACGAGGUGAAGGUCAUGCAGCUUGUAAACUUGAAAGAGUACAAGGAGCAUAUCUUCUACAUAUUUAACAUAAUACAAAGGGAGCGGAACGUCUUGUCUUUGCCUCCUUUACCCAUGGACGAAUUGGAGGAAGGAGAUGAAGGUGUGGUUGAGAAAUUAAUACGGGUUCAGCCCAAUGGUUUCUGCCCCUGCGCAAAUAAGGAACGACACAUAUAUUUUGCGUGCAUAGUAAAAUAUUUUCACCUCUUUUACUUGUAUAAGUUGAUUAAAAGUAAUGUGAAUGUAAUUAGCUACCUUCAUCUCUACCUUAAGCGCUCCGUGUGCGAUACGUUGGGAGUGUCCGUAAUUUUCAGCCUUGGCGAAGUGGAAGACCUUUUUCUACGCCAUAGCAAGAACAAUGAGGAGGUUAAGGGACGCCUCUAUGGUUUGUUAAGUCAGUUGUGCCGCGACCAUUACGCGUGCAGGGCAGCAGCUCAUUGUGCAGAUCACUGCGCUGACCAGGGAGCGAAUCAAACAACGAAAUGUGGGGCACAUGAAGGCCCCCCCUUGAAGGAGGCAGACAAAACGAAUGACACCCCGGUGUGGACGGGCACCGAGUCAAAGUACUUCAACGCCAAGGGGCAGUUUAGAAGCAAACUCGGAGCAACGCCGGAUGGGAAGGACAACCCCUUCAACAAAAGCUACGACAGUACGCACAAGUACAUCAAAGAUGACUCCAUCCCGUUUCUGCUACAAGAUAAUGCUUGUAUUAAGGAGGAGUCAUCUCAUACACAUUGGAGCAAAAUCAGUCUAAGGGAGAAGCCCCUCAACGGGCUGGUCCUCUACUUGUGUGAAGAUACCAACGGCUUCUGCAAAGAAAAUGUUUAUCAGAGUAUGUUCAACAUGAGCAUGAACAAGACCGAUUUUGUUUUUCCUACGUUGAAGGAGCAGCUGGGUAUGUUCCACGAGUUUGUAAGUGGCAAUGGACAAGUGCAAGGGGGGAGAACAACUGGACACAGGUACCCCUCUGUGAUGGGAACAAAGUUGCGAUGUGGAAACAUCAUCAUAACGAGACACACGAAUUUGAAAAUCGGAAUGGGGGGGAGGGAUACACCUAAGGGAGGAGAAGCAGAAAAAAAAAAAAAAAAAAAAAAAAAUGUUAAAAUGGGGGAAGGAAGAAAUGGAGAGGAAAAAAAAUACAAAGAAUUAACCUAUGAUAUGACAACGAUUAAAAAUCAUGUAAAUGAUUUGUUCAGCUUGGACAGAAUUAAUAAGAGUAACCUACCCUCGUCCAUCAUUCCCAUAUAUGAACAGCUCAAAAAAAAUAGCUGCUACUUUAUGCAUAAGGAAGGGAGAGAAAAGUCGGUUCAUUCGGAUGUGAAGGAAAGCACAGUGUGCAAAGUGCAUGAAAAUAUUUUAAAAACAAAAAAAAAAAAAAUACAUGUGGAUAUAAUUUUUCAUGUUAUUAUACCCAAAAAUGUGAACAGCAAAAGUUUUCAAAUAAUUUUACUUUCCUUGUUGAAGAUUUUGGACCUGUGUAGCAACUAUCACGUUUCCUCACUGACGUGUCCCUUGCCCUACGUGCACAACGUCGUUUAUAAGAAUAAGCGCCCCGUUGUGUAUGCCUUUAUGUACUCCAUCAUUUUCUCCCUUUUGAAUUAUAUCAAGUGCACACAGUGGUCUGGCAAGCAGGUGAGCGUGCUGCAUUUUGUCUUCCCCAAUUUGGCGUUUCGCGAGGGGGGCACAGCAGCGCGGGGGAGAGUGAUGGGCGGAGUAGCGGUGGACAGCUCCAUGGGGGAGAUUAAUGAGGAAAAUAAUGAGAACAAUAAUGAGAGGAAGACAACCCCCAUUGAGGGGUCCACCCUGGAUCCAAGUGCCCAUUGGGACAGACAUGCUGAGAAACGCAUGUCAAGCAUGGCCUCCUUCAUUUAUCGUGUUGUCACCGACAUGCGGGAGAAGUAUACGCUCGUUGAGAGCAUCUAA